Molecule: messenger RNA, 416 nt
Organism: Gracilinanus agilis (Agile Gracile Mouse Opossum)
Lineage: Eukaryota; Metazoa; Chordata; Mammalia; Didelphimorphia; Didelphidae
Gene: SNRPF
Product: small nuclear ribonucleoprotein polypeptide F
Exons: 4
Coding region: 139-399 (86 amino acids)
Biological process (GO): mRNA splicing, via spliceosome; spliceosomal snRNP assembly
Cellular component (GO): catalytic step 2 spliceosome; U1 snRNP
Molecular function (GO): RNA binding
Source: RefSeq, a predicted model, not a curated record
CCCGGCCGGCAGCCAUUUCUCCGCUUUCCGUACGAUUGCCGGCGUGAGGGAGGCGGAGGCAGGAGCGGCGGCGGCUCGCUUCACGUUGGGGCUGGAGAAUCGGAGGCGGACGGCUCACGGCGCUCUUCGAAGGUCACGAUGAGUUUACCCCUCAAUCCCAAGCCAUUCCUGAAUGGACUGACAGGAAAGCCAGUGAUGGUGAAGCUUAAGUGGGGAAUGGAGUACAAAGGUUACCUGGUAUCUGUGGAUGGCUACAUGAACAUGCAACUUGCAAAUACAGAAGAAUACAUAGAUGGGGCAUUGUCUGGACACCUUGGCGAAGUUUUAAUAAGGUGCAAUAAUGUCCUUUACAUCAGAGGUGUUGAAGAAGAGGAAGAAGAUGGGGAAAUGAGAGAAUAGCAUCUUUUGGGGGGAGG